CAGAGAAAUCACAUGAAUCGUAUUAGAAGUGCUUCACAAAGAAAAGUAAACACUGACAGAAAUGGCUGAGGGAAAAGGUAGAGUUUGUGUGACCGGAGGCACAGGGUUCAUUGCUUCAUGGAUCAUCAAGAGACUCCUUGAAGAUGGAUACGCUGUUAAUACCACUAUUAGACCAGAUCCAGAACGCAAGAGAGAUGUUAGCUUCCUGACAAACCUCCCUGAUGCAUCGGAAAAGCUUAAAAUUUUCGAAGCUGAUCUGAGCGACCCAGAAAGCUUUGGUCCAUCAGUGGAGGGUUGCAUUGGGGUUUUCCACACAGCCACCCCAAUCGACUUCAACUUGACGGAGCCUGAAGAAGCGUUGACCAAAAGAGCUGUGGAUGGAACCCUAGGCAUUCUGAGAGCGUGCCUGAAGUCAAAGACCGUGAAGAGGGUCGUUUACACUUCUAGUGCCUCUGCCGUUUCCUUCGUUGGCCCCGAACCAAAAGAUGUGGUGGAUGAGGAGGAUUGGAGUGAUGUCGACUUUCUUAGAAGUUGGAAGCCCUAUGGUUGGUCUUAUGCCAUUUCCAAGACGUUGACUGAGAAGGCUGCACUUGAGUUUGGCGAACUACAUGGCUUGGAUGUUGUCACUCUCAUUCCUCCCUUUGUUGUUGGACGUUUCAUCUGUCCCAAGCUUCCUGAUUCCAUUGAAAAGGCACUGGUCUUGGUAGUAGGAAAGAAGGAAGAAAUUGGUAUCACUCGUUACCAUAUGGUACACGGGGAUGAUGUGGCUCGAGCACAUAUAUUCUUGCUUGAGCAUCCUAAUCCAAAAGGGAGAUAUAAUUGUUCACCAUUCAUUGUACCCAUUGAAGACAUUUAUCAAAUUCUCUCUGCCAAAUACCCUGAAUAUAAAAUGCCAACGGUAUUAGAAGAGCUGAAGCAAAUUAAAGGUGCCAAGUUACCACAUUUAACCUCCAAGAAACUCGAGGAUGCUGGUUUUGAGUUCAAGUAUAGCAUCGAGGACAUGUUUGUGGAUGCAAUUGAAUGCUGCAAGGAAAAGGGAUAUCUUUAAUCGAUUUUAUUUAUAGCCAUUAAGUUUGACAAAAUAAAAUUGUGGAACAUGAUUGUUAGUUUGAUCCCUGGCAAUGAUAGCUCAAGUGGCAUGUAUACUAUUUAAUGCAUUAUGUUAUUUGCAAUAAGUCAAUCAGGGAUAUACUAAUAUUUUUAGUUUGUCUUU
Molecule: messenger RNA, 1213 nt
Organism: Cajanus cajan (pigeon pea)
Lineage: Eukaryota; Viridiplantae; Streptophyta; Magnoliopsida; Fabales; Fabaceae
Product: vestitone reductase
Molecular function (GO): oxidoreductase activity, acting on the CH-OH group of donors, NAD or NADP as acceptor
Source: RefSeq, a predicted model, not a curated record